AUGCUGGCGGUCGCCGUGACGACGGCGGCGGCGGCGGCUGCGGCGGCCGCCCGCGGGCCCGAGGAGGACGGUGGCGCGGCGGGGGCGUGGCUCGACGACGCCUCGCUGUCGGUCUACCUGGACGCCCGCAGCAGUGCCCGCACCUGGAGCGACCGCAACCUCAACCUGCUGGUCGCCAUCGCCGCCGAGACCGCCCCCGGCCCCCGGUCGGCACGGGCCCCCCCCAUCCCGGGCGCCUCCUGCUGCCUGCUGUCCCCCGCCACCCCCCCUCCCCCCUCCUCCUCCUCCUCCUCCUCCACCAAUCAGCUUCCAGACUCCAGGCUACCGGAGCCUGCGGGGUGUGAGGGGUCCUUAAAGAGCGCCCCCCCGCAGACAGCGCCAGAGCAGCCGAGGCGGGGCCCGGCAACGGCCCCCACGGCGGCUAAACCAGCCAAUCACGUGGCACGGAGGGUCAGAAAGCCGGACCUGAGGCACAUCAAGGCCAAGGUGGUGUCCAGAGCCGCCCCUUCUGCAGCCAGACCGUCCAAUCAGAGACCGCCAGCCAAUCAGAGGAGAGCUAUUCCACGGAAGGAGGAAGUGCACGGCAAUGGAGAGAAAGGUCAAAGGUGGGCCGCGGGCGGGGUCAAGACGAGAACCUCGCCCUGCCGCUCCGUCCAAUCAGAGGAGAGGAGGAGCACGCUGGCCAAUAGGACGCUCUCCGGGUCCGCCAGGUCUGAUCUGGGGCCGGAGGUCGCGGAGGUGCCGACUGUGGCGAACGGCGUAACCAUGACAACGCCGGACACGCCCCCCGGGCAGAAAGUCUCCUCCAAGCUGGGGCCCGGGCCCAGGCAGCAGGCCGGCCAGAGGGCCCCGGGGGCGAGCUGCGCCACAGGACCCGCUGCGGUGUGGGGAAGCGGUGCUCCGGCACAGGGGGGCAGCGGGCCCAGGCCGGCCCAGGCUGAGAGCUCCUCGCUCGGGAAGGAGGCAGCGAGCACAGGGGCUGGAGCUCCAGGCAGAGCCAGACUGAGUCACAACCAGGGCCUCCUCAAGCCCCGCCCCAUCUCAGAGCGGAGCUCGUCAUUGGCCACCCAGUAUUCUGUGACCUCCAACUCCAAAGCAGCGUCGGCCAAUCAGUUAGCCGGCUCGUUGCCAUGCGGACGGUCGCUGACAGCCAUGCUGCCUCCCUCCAGCUCCAAACUUCCUGUCAAGGGAUUACCCAGAAGCUUAAGCUCCUCCUCCUUGGGAAGCAGCCCCGCCCAGAACAACAAAGAAGCUCCUGCGGGGAGCCCUGCGGACGAGAAGCCCGGCCGAGGUGCACCUCCCGUGGGCAACCACAGCCCGGCUAACCCCCCCGGCCCAGGCACCGCAGUUAGCACGGACGCUAACGCUAAUGCUAACAACAACGCCUGCAAUAAUGCUAGCACUAAUGCUAGCAGUACUGCUGCUAGCACCAGGGCUCCUGGGAUCCGUUGCAGAGCUUUUUCAGUACAGAACAGGACCAACACUACUGGCCUGAAGCCCCCCGCUGUCACCGGCUCCUCCCCCGCCAGGACCACCAAUCACGCCGCAGCCGGUCACAAAACGGCCGCCCCAGCCAAUCCGGCGUCGCCGGCCAAACCCUCCCAGAAUCCUUUUCAGCGGAGCGGCUCGGCCCGGUACAACCGGCCGCCAUCGACCAUCAGCCCAGUGUGGGUCCAGCAACACUGCCUGCCUGCAUGUCAGACACCAGUGGACAAGAACAAACCUCGGGGGGCUCCGGCCAGACCCAUCCAUGCUGGCUCCACCCCCACCAGCACCACCCCGCCCGGCUGUACCAGCACCCAGCCCGGCUGCACCAGCACCCAGCCCGGCUGCCCCCUCCCAGCUGGACCCAACCACAACCUCAACCAGAACCUUAACCAGCAGCCUCCAGCAGAGAUACAGAUUCCAGACCUGCUGAAUGGGAACGGGCCGCCGUGCCGCCGCCCAGCGCAGACCCCCGAGGUCGGAGCGCGCACCCCCACCUCCACCCCCACCUCCCCCUCCACCCCCACCCCCACCCCCCAGGGGAUGGGGGUGCGUACCGGGUCCCGCCCCAACGGCCGCGUGCCCCCCCGUCUGGCCGGGGGCCCCAGCUCAGGACCCCAGGCUGGGGGUGGGGGCCGGAGGGUGGAGGAGAAGAGGAGCCACAGUAAGGAGCAGGUGGAGGAGAAGCGUCUGAGGAGACUCCUGGUGCAGGGGAACCGCAGGGUGGAGGCACUGGCCACCGUCAUCCAACACCUCCUCUCGGAGCGUGAGAUGGUGUUGAAGCAGAAGCAGAAUCUUUCUAAUCAACUGACAGACCUGAAAGAGGAACUGGGUAAGAGACACACACAAACACCCACUCACACACGCACGCACGCUCGCACACACACACGCACGCACGCACGCACGCACUCACUCACUCACUCACUCACUCACUCACUCACUCACUCACUCACACACAUUCGUGCGUUGCGGUUCUCAUUUAACGGUCGACUUCAGUGACCUCUGACCUCUGGUGUCCAUCAGAGACGAUGCGAUGGUCUCUGAAGGACUACUAGUUAAGACGAGAGUGUUUGACGGUCUGUGGUGGAGACUAGUUAAGAUCAGAGCUGUUAUGCUGAAUCAAAUCAGAGGUUGAAAUAAUACUUGACAUCCUACUGAUCUUCACAGAACCACAUUCGUCCCCGACCCCUG
Molecule: messenger RNA, 2676 nt
Organism: Gadus macrocephalus (Pacific cod)
Lineage: Eukaryota; Metazoa; Chordata; Actinopteri; Gadiformes; Gadidae
Product: proline-rich protein 36-like
Exons: 11
Coding region: 1-2484 (827 amino acids)
Source: RefSeq, a predicted model, not a curated record